Molecule: messenger RNA, 1413 nt
Organism: Recurvomyces mirabilis
Lineage: Eukaryota; Fungi; Ascomycota; Dothideomycetes; Mycosphaerellales; Teratosphaeriaceae
Exons: 3
Coding region: 1-1413 (470 amino acids)
Biological process (GO): medium-chain fatty acid biosynthetic process; medium-chain fatty acid catabolic process
Molecular function (GO): monoacylglycerol lipase activity; acetylesterase activity
Source: RefSeq, a predicted model, not a curated record
AUGUCCUCCCUCCUUACCUACUACCCCGGAGCCUGCACAACCAAAUUCACCCACUCACUCGACCCCCUAGUCCUCACAACCAAGUCCGGCCCAGCGCGAGCAUUUCCCGAACUCUGCAAGGACAUAACACCGCCAUGUAACUUAAACCCCUUCCUCUUCAACGGCCACCUCCAAACAGCCUGGACAGCGGUAAAAUUCGACGGUCCACCCGUGCACUACAAACGCCGUACGUUCUCCGCCGAAGACCCAAACUUCAAGGGCCACUUCACCGUAGAUCUCGUCGUCGCGCCACCCGCGAGUCUUCAAGCCAGAAAGCAAGCCGAAGACGGAGGCCCAGAGGCCUCGGGGCUCCGCGAAGAUCCCGUGGGCGUGGGGCACACGAAAUUGCCUCCCCGUACGACAUACUUCACCGAUAAUGAAUUCGAAGCCUUACCAUCCGAGGACACAAAGCCCCUGCUCAUCACCCUCCACGGUCUCUCAGGCGGCUCCUACGAAGUCUACCUCCGACACGUCCUAGCACCCCUCAUCUCACAAACACUGCCCGAGGGCUCUAUUCCUGGUCUGAGUGGCGGGGAAUGGGAAUGUCUUGUCGUGAACAGUCGUGGUUGUGCUGGAAGCAAGAUAACGACGUCCGCCCUCUACAAUGCGAGGGCGACAUGGGAUGUUCGACAAGUCGUGAAAUGGUGUCGAAAGACGUGGCCGAAAAGAGCAUUAUUCGGUGUAGGCUAUUCGCUCGGAGCGAACAUUUUGACGAAUUACAUUGCAGAAGAAGGCUCCUCCUGUCUCCUCUCCGCCGCCUUGAUCGUAUCCAACCCUUGGAAACUCGAAGUCUCCUCCAUCUCCCUGCAACGCACCUGGGUAGGUAGAGAAAUCUACAGCAAAACCAUGGGCCGCAGCAUGCUCGCCCUCUUCUCCACCCACCGCGCCCAGAUCCUGCAGAAUACCUCCAUCUCGGAAUCGCGGAUCCAAAAAGCGAAAUUUCUCCACGAAUUCGACCGCGAGGUCCAAUGUGCGACUUGGGGGUAUCCGACUGAGGGCGCGUAUUACAGGGAUGCGAGUUCUGCUGAUUCGGUGUUGGCGAUUAGAAUCCCGGUUCUGGCUUUGCAUGCGGAGGAUGAUCCUAUUGCUUGUGACGAGGCGGUGCCUUAUGAGGAGAUCCGGCAGAAUCCUUAUACGGUGAUCUGUGCGACUGGUGGGGGCGGGCAUCUGAGUUGGUUUGAGUUUGGGGGUGGGAGGUGGCAUGCUAAGCCUGCUGUGGCUUUCUUGAAUGCGAUGGCGAGGGAGGUGGAUUUCGAGAAGUUAAGGUCCGAAGCUGUGGCGCCAGAGGCCAAGGGACCUCGAGGCGGGCAUAAGACGCCUUUUGUGUUUGAGCCGAUGCGCAGGAAAAUGCAUGUUCCGGGUAGUGACCAGUGA